Molecule: messenger RNA, 562 nt
Organism: Spodoptera frugiperda (fall armyworm)
Lineage: Eukaryota; Metazoa; Arthropoda; Insecta; Lepidoptera; Noctuidae
Gene: mRpL52
Product: 39S ribosomal protein L52, mitochondrial
Exons: 3
Coding region: 121-501 (126 amino acids)
Biological process (GO): mitochondrial translation
Cellular component (GO): mitochondrial large ribosomal subunit
Molecular function (GO): structural constituent of ribosome
Source: RefSeq, a predicted model, not a curated record
UGUUAAGGGCUUUACUCUGACAGUGUCACUCUGACACUGUCAUUUUCACACAACAACAAAAUAACCUGCAAAAGCUACAACACGAAUUUCUAUUAAAAUUGAAUAAUCUCAAUUGAAACCAUGAGUAUUUUAUUGAAGAAUAUAGUAACAUUACCUCAAGUACAACUGGUUAGUCGGGGUUUGAGUAGCGCUCCUGUUUUGCUAUCGAAGCACUGGAGAGAAGAACGAGGUUUAUCCCUUAAUCGGAAUGCCGAAGGAAUUCUCACGGAUGCUCCCGACUUCACUUACCUUGAUGGAAGACCAACCCCACUAUUGCAAAAACAAAAGAAACGAAUGCUGCGACAAAGAGAGUUUGCGUCCAAAAUUGUUGAAAUGUGUUCCGAACUAGACUUUGCGAAGGAGAGAUACAACUAUAUAGAAGCAUCAAAGGAGCAAGAGAGACAGAAUGUCAUUGCAAACAGAUUGAAGGCCAAAGGAAAUGAACUUAUUAAGAAGAAGUAGAGUUAAUUUACUAUUUAGCUAUGUAGGAUAGUUGUAAAUAAAGAUUUUAGAUUUAUUUUAA